AUGUCGGUCCAGACGGUGUCUCUGACCCCUUUCCAGGACCAGAAGCCUGGCACUUCUGGUCUUCGUAAAAAGGUCGUCGUCUUUCAGCAGCCCAACUACUCCGAAUCCUUCGUCACCAGCAUCCUCCUCUCCAUUCCCGAAGGUGUUGAGGGCUCUUUCCUCGUUAUUGGCGGUGACGGUCGCUAUCACAAUUCGGAGGUCGUACAAACCAUUGCAAAGAUUGGUGCUGCAUAUGGUGUCAAGAAGCUGCUGAUCGGCCAGAACGGCAUUCUCAGUACCCCAGCAGCUAGCCACCUUAUCCGCAAAAGAAAAGCUACCGGUGGUAUCUUGCUCACUGCCAGUCACAACCCUGGUGGUCCCACCGAGGAUUUCGGUAUCAAAUACAACCUUGCCAAUGGCGCCCCCGCUCCCGAGUCCGUCACCAACAAGAUCUAUGAAACCUCGAAGACUUUGACUUCCUACAAGAUUGCCCAGCUCCCAGACAUUGAUAUCACUCAGAUCGGCACUCGCAGCUAUGGUUCCCUCGAGGUCGAAAUUGUCGACUCGGUCACCGACUACGUCGACUUCAUGAAAGAGAUCUUCGACUUUGAUCUUAUCCGCGACUUCCUCAACACCCAUAAGGACUUUAAAGUCUUGUUCGACGGUAUGCACGGUGUCACGGGGCCUUAUGGUGUCCGCAUCUUCCAGAAGGAAUUGGGUCUCCCCGCGUCAAGCACCCAGCACUGCGAGCCCAAAUCCGACUUUGGCGGUGGCCACCCUGACCCCAACUUGGUCUACGCCCAUGACUUGGUCGAAGCAGUUGACAAGAAUGGUAUUCAAUUCGGUGCCGCCAGUGAUGGUGACGGUGACCGCAACAUGAUCUACGGUGCCAAUAGCUUUGUUUCUCCUGGAGACAGCUUGGCCAUCAUUGCUCACCAUGCCAAGCUCAUUCCAUACUUCCGUGACCAGGGUGUUUAUGGUCUGGCUCGUUCCAUGCCAACCUCUGGUGCUGUCGACUUGGUUGCCAAAGCCCAGGGUCUUGAGAGCUAUGAGGUCCCCACUGGAUGGAAAUUCUUCUGCGCUCUUUUUGAUAAUAAGAAGAUAUCUAUCUGCGGUGAAGAGAGUUUCGGAACUGGUAGCAACCAUAUCCGUGAGAAGGAUGGUGUCUGGGCAGUUGUCGCAUGGUUGAACAUUAUCGCUGGUGUGGCUAAGCAAAAGCCCAACGAGACACCUAGCAUCGCUUCUAUUCAGAAAGAUUUCUGGAAUACCUAUGGCCGUACUUUCUUCACUCGCUACGAUUACGAGAAGGUCGACAGUGACGGCGCCAACAAGGUCAUUGCUGAUCUGAGCAAAUUGAUUGACAACAAAGACUCGUUUGUCGGCUCAGACGUCUCUGGCCGCAAGGUCACCGAUGCCGGCAACUUCUCGUACACUGAUCUCGAUGGAAGCGUCAGCAAAAACCAAGGUCUAUACGUCAAAUUUGAUGACGGCAGCCGAAUUGUAGUCCGUCUGUCUGGCACUGGCAGCAGCGGUGCCACCAUUCGUCUCUACAUUGAGAAGCACGAAUCUGAUGCUAGCAAGUACUCUGUACAGACCCAAGAGUACCUCGCGGAUAACAUCAAACUUGCCACUGAGCUGCUAAAGUUGAAGCAGUAUGUUGGACGUGAUGAGCCUGAUGUCAAGACCUAA
Talaromyces amestolkiae is the source of this 1668-nucleotide messenger RNA. RefSeq lists its product as uncharacterized. Gene Ontology annotation, molecular function: magnesium ion binding; phosphoglucomutase activity. Gene Ontology annotation, biological process: carbohydrate metabolic process. The transcript has 3 exons. NCBI's taxonomy places the organism in Eukaryota, Fungi, Ascomycota, Eurotiomycetes, Eurotiales, Trichocomaceae. Gene Ontology annotation, cellular component: cytosol. Bases 1 to 1668 code for a protein of 555 amino acids. The record is from RefSeq and is a predicted model, not a curated record.